UGCUUUGUGCCUCACAGUGACCCAACUUCCUCCAAUCCCACACAUCGGCAGCACUAGCUUGGGAUCUCUCUAUCUAUCUCUCUCUAUCGAUCAUCUCCUCACGCCCAUGAAUUUUUUGUUGGGUGCAAUUUUUCCUUUUCCUAUGGAUCUUCCAUGCAAAUAAGUCAUGAUAUAACGAAUUUGUCCUAACAAUUUAGAUCAGCCUUUAUGCAUGCUACAUUAAUCAUCAACGUGAUUGAUUUUCUCCACAAAGUUAUUUUGAUUCAGAGCUAGAGAUGAAUGAUGUCCAACGUGUGAGGAUUUGAUAUCUUUGUUCAUUAGUAGAGACAUAACAAAAUGAAUAAUGGGAUUCCUCACUCUUUCUUGCUACAUGUACAAUUACAUCUGUGUCUACGUAUCUGCUUCCUGUCCGUAGUCCGAUGUAGUCUGAUGUAGAAUGCUCGAGGUACCGUAAGGUUAUUUUGUGUCACUUGUGCCAAAUCAUGAGCGUAGUUACUCAGCAGUCUGAGGUCGUAUUCAAAUGUAUAAUAUGAAGAUCGACCUGCUUCCUCGCAGAUAACCAGAGAACAUGGAAAUUAGAGGAUUGUAGCAGAGAUUCAAAGCGAGGUAUUGAAUUUGCGGGUUCGCAGGCCGUGGACAAUCUCGGAGUGAUGGGUUUCUCUUCUUCGUUCCAGAAUAUCACAUUCAAGCAUAUAUCGGGAACAAAUUGUAUCGUUGUGCUUUUGUUGCGUAGCCUGGCUGCAGGUGCCCUGCCCAACGACGGUAUCACGACGCAUCUCUCUGCCUGCCUGGGUGCCUUGGAAAGCUGAAUCAACUCUGCUGAGAAAUUUCCUCUGGAGGGCAAUCCAGGACUUUGAGCGAGCAGGGAUGCCGAAGGAAACUGUUCUGCGAGUCUGGAGAUACUGAGAAGAAGUGACAGAACCGAGUGGGACACCGCUACAAAACUAGCUCGAUGUGCGAUAUCUCACACAGAGCAGAGUAACGAGCCCAAUGGGGAGUUUAAAUUCAGACACGUUCUAAGAGAAGGAACCAUCGAUGGCGACGUCGGAGAAAAAGAAAGGUAGAUUAGAAGCGUUAGAGCGCAGACUGACAGCAACACCCUCAACCCCUCAAGAUCAGCUUCCAACUGCUUCUAAAAAGACCGCAACUUCGAAUGCUUCUCCCUCAACAUUUGUUUACCCAGCACCCGCAAGAUCUCAAGCUGAAAUCAUAGAGCGAGAGAAAACGUACGCGCAGCUGUGUCCAUCUGUGGUUGAUGGUCCCUUAUCUUCUCUCUUGAAGCACAAGAGAGGAAAGGAUUCCCAUGCGGCCAUACACGACUUCUUGAAGAUUCUGUUGGAGGGCAGCUCAAAGUUUCAAGAUGUCGAAGAAACACUUGAGAGUCGUGUGCAGGAAAACCAAGUAUUGUUGCUUGACAACCCGACAAAUCAAGUAGUUCCAGCAUCAGAAAAGGCACGAGAUCGUGUUCAUCGAAAUAGGGCCAAGCGUUCAAGAGAACAUAUGUCCUUGCGCCAGCAUCGAAAGUGUGGCUCCUAUGGUCUGCCUCAAGAGUUUCGAGAAUAUCAGCUAUUUCAACCAUUGCAAGAGAUGUGGACUACCUACGCUAAAGAUUUGCUCUCAGAUUGCAGCGAGACGAUGAUGCAGACACGCCUGUUGACAGCCGAUCUUCACGGGGCAGUCCUUUCGGUUGUGGAUAGCAAAAACUCCUCGUUCGCUGGUACCCGAGGCGUUAUGGUGAGGGAGACAGAGAACACCUUUGGAAUCGUGACCAUGAAUAACAAGUUUAGAGUUAUUCCGAAGGUUGGAUCAAUUUUCAGAUUAGAGAUGGAGAAUAUAAAAGUCACUCUUUUCGGCAACAAUUUAGGGCUGAGAAGUAGUGCAACUAAAGCUAAAAAACAAAAGCUUACAUCUACUAUCGAGCUUUGACUAUCUCGAGCUUUUACAGGGUUAGUGAGGUAACUUACCCUUUUGUGGGAAGUAAAUUUUACAGGCUUCAAAUGUUGAAUCCUAUUUGGACAAUGCAAGGCAGUUGAAUGUUGUGGACUCAGCGAGUUCCACCAGAUUACAGUCUUUUCGUGAGAGGUUGUUUGCGUAAAGUUACUGAGGGCGCUCUUUAAAGACUCAUUCUCGAUGUUUUGGAUCCAUCUUUUCCUAACAGUGUGCUAAGAAACCUCUGCAUUAUUUUUUGGAAACAGCAAUGGAAUCCUCCACGGUCUGUUGGCUCUUGAGUUUUUUUCCACCCCUCGCCCAGUCCAGUGCAGCAAGCUUGACACGCCUAUGCGCAGU
Molecule: messenger RNA, 2286 nt
Organism: Marchantia polymorpha subsp. ruderalis
Lineage: Eukaryota; Viridiplantae; Streptophyta; Marchantiopsida; Marchantiales; Marchantiaceae
Source: the annotation of a GenBank genome assembly